Molecule: messenger RNA, 9499 nt
Organism: Lethenteron reissneri (Far Eastern brook lamprey)
Lineage: Eukaryota; Metazoa; Chordata; Hyperoartia; Petromyzontiformes; Petromyzontidae
Product: homeobox protein Meis1-like
Biological process (GO): regulation of DNA-templated transcription
Molecular function (GO): DNA binding
Source: RefSeq, a predicted model, not a curated record
CUCAGAAGGCAGCAACAGCAGAAGCAGCAGCAGCAGAAGCAGUAGCAGAAGCAGCGGCAGCAGCAACAGCAGCAACAGCAGCAGCAGAAGCAGCAACAGAAGCAGCAGCAGCAGAAGCAACAGCAGCAGAAGCAGCAGCAGCAGCGCGUCACGUUGAGUUGGAUACCGACAGAGCCAGCGGCGAGGACGACUGCGCGCGGAUUGGAUAUACCACGGAGUACUUUGCCGUGAAGACAGCCGCCGUGUGUGUGUGCACGCACGCGCGCGCGUGUGCGUGACGCCUCAAGUUUGUGGCUGCUGCUGUUGUAAAGCCGGCUCAUCUAUAUCAGCAGGAGCAGCAGUAUCGGCAGCCCUCUAACGCAUCCACAUCAUCGGCCGGGGUUGCCAGGAGGCCCGCGCUGGUGUCUGCAGGGAGGGAGUGGUGGUGGGGUGGGGGAGAGAGGCACGGAGGGCGCUAGAAUGGCACAGCGCUACGAGGAGCUCCCGUACGGAGGUCUGGACGGGCUCACGCCGGCCAUGGCCGCGUCUGUCUACGGCGACCCGCACGGCCCCCGGGGCCUGCACCACCACCACCACCACCUGCCCCCGGGGCCCCCGCUGCACGCGCCGCCCUACGGGCACCCGCAGCCUCCUCCGCUCGGCUCCGCGUCGGGCGACAGCGUCAAGAGAGACAAGGACUCCAUUUACGGACACCCGCUCUUCCCCCUGCUGGCGCUCGUGUUUGAGAAGUGCGAGCUGGCCACGUGCACGCCCAGGGAGCCCGGCAUCGCCGGCGGGGACGUCUGCUCAUCGGCGUCGUUCAGCGAGGACAUCGCGGUGUUUGCCAAACAGAUACGUACGGAGAAGCCGCUCUUCUCAUCCAACCCUGAGCUGGACAAUCUGAUGAUUCAGGCGAUCCAGGUGCUGAGGUUUCACCUGCUGGAGUUAGAGAAGGUUCACGAGCUGUGCGACAACUUCUGCCAUCGCUACAUCAGCUGCCUCAAGGGCAAGAUGCCCAUCGACCUCGUGAUCGAGGAGCGCGAGGGCGAGGGCGGCGGGAGGGGCGACAUGGACGACCUGCCCGCCCCGAGCAGCCAUGCGGGAGACCAGAGCGUGCUGUGGAGCCGGGCGGAGCAGGACGACGCCGCGUCGGUGCGGUCGGGCAGCACCCCGGGGCCUUCGUCGGGCGGCCACGCGUCCCACAGCGGAGACAACUCGAGCGAGCAAGGCGACGGGCUGGACAACGGCAUGCUGUCCGGGGACGACGACGAGCUCGACAAGGAGCGCAAGCAGCAGAAGAAGCGCGGCAUUUUCCCUAAGGUGGCCACCAACAUCAUGCGCGCGUGGCUCUUCCAGCACCUGACGCACCCAUACCCUUCAGAAGAGCAGAAGAAGCAGCUGGCGCAGGACACGGGGCUUACCAUCCUGCAGGUCAACAACUGGUUUAUCAACGCACGGCGACGGAUAGUCCAGCCCAUGAUCGAUCAGUCCAACAGGGCAGUGGGACAAGGUGCAUACAGCCCCGAGGGAGCGGCGAUGGGAGGGUUCAUCAUGGACGGAGCGCAGCACAUGGGCGUGCGUCCACCUGGUCCCAUGCAAGGGAUGGGUAUGAACAUGGGCAUGGAGGCCCAGUGGCACUACAUGUGACCGAUUGCGAUUCCACGUCAUUCAGCCUCCACUGCCUUGCGAUGUGGGCCAGCGUACAUCGACGCUGCUCAACGCCCCCUCCCCCUUUCUCUCCACCUCCCUCCGUCCAUCCCCUCCGUCCUGCUCCGUCCUCCCGACCGCCGACGCAGCUCCUGCAUCGUCACACGUCGUACAUUCCUAAACACGCACGAACCCUCGAGCAAGACGGCCCAGGCGACUCCGAGGCCCGGCGACGGCCUGACGGCAAGGGCCCGAGAUCCCCUCGCCGUCGUCGUCGUCGUCGUCGCCGUCGUUUUCCAAGCGUUCCGUCCGUCGGAAUCUGCCGGCCACGCUUUGUGAUCGCGGGGAACAAAAAAAGCCAUCGUCCUCUUAAACGCAACACUCGAGAAGCACCGUGCGGCACAUUCUCUAUUCCUUUCCGCGCGGUGCAAGAUGCUGACUUAAAUUUUGAGUUAGAAAAAAAGUAGAUGUGUGGAUGUGCGAUGACAUAGAGAACGUGCCCCACCGGUAAAUCUUUUGCCCAUUCGACAGUGUCAAGUAAAAGUAAACAGGCAAAAGUUACUGCCCAUCUUUUUCUUUCUCCCAGCACCCCAGUGACUUUGGGUUGAAAAAGCGGCGCUCUAACGGAUGACAUUGAAGGGGGUGGGGGUGGUGUGAGUCCUGGCGAAGAUGACGGGAGGAGAAGUUCCCCUUGCUUGAGGAGACGUGGGCAAGCCAGCGGCAUGGAGGCGCUCCGCCUGAUGGCUCCUUGUGCCCCGGCACCGCCGGACUGGACUCACGACGGAGGGGGUGGAGCACCUCGGACCCACACUGGGGGGGAGUCGGGGGGGGGGGGUGGGGAAUGAUUCCCGUGAUCCCCACUGCGCCGUGACCCCCACUGCGCCGUGACCCCCACGAGUCCUUGACCCCCCCCGCCCCCUUCCCACCAACACGAGACGACGUCGCCAAAAAGAAAGCGUGGACUCCCUCACUUUUUCUCGGAGAUUAUUUAAGUGAACGACUUUAAGGAGGAGGUGAUUGCAUUACGUAAAUAAACAAAGGGUGGAUAAACGUCCGUGCUAUAAACGCUGUUGUGCCGUAGUGUGAUGACGGAGAAGGAACUAAUUUAUAUAUAUACCCCCCCCCCCCCGCUUCGGUGCGCCGUAUCCCCACCCACCACCGUGAGCGCAGCGAGACGUGUGUCGAUCGCUUUGUCUUUGGUUCCACACUGUGUGUGUCGUGCGUCCCGCGUCUCGAGUGUGAGCCAGGACCCCCACCCCCCUCCUCCCGCUCCUUCUCUCGCGUGUACUGAUCAUUCUCAAUCGCCUGUAAUGUGCGUCUGCGCGUUUUUAUUCUCUUGUUUCCUUUUCUCCGUCGCCCGCCGUCAUGAGCGUUGGGAUUGUUGCACUGCGCCGGCGACGCGGCGCCUGCGAGGGCCCCGUAUCGUCGACCACGGUGGGAUGUGGGGUGGACACAAGCUGUUGAGAUGAUGUUUUCCUUCACGCGCCCCAACUUUGUAUUCGGAACUCACUGUUGACAUUUCGGUUCACGACGUUUCUCAUCAUUUUACCCUUAACUGCUUUGGAACGGGGAAGCAGCAAAAAAGUUAUUUUACAAAAACACAUUCUUCGCGGGAGGCAUAACCCUUUGCCACUGUUGUAGCGUUUGUAAUUGUAAUGUACAUAUAGACUAGGGGACGUUAAGCAAAUGUGACCAACCUAACGUUGGUGCACCCGUAACAAUAUCUCAUAUAUGUUGAAAUUUCUGGCUUGAACGUUUGGGCCACACCGUUUUUUUGGACUUGGUGACCCACGCAGAAAAACAAACACGAAGUUCAAUAAUUUCAAAUCAUUGACAACAUGCGGAUAAUUACCAUCAUGUAUUCAUUUCAGCCGCGUUAUAAACACACACACACCAGAAUUGAUCACAGUGAUCUUCAGAAUCCCAAAUACUGCUCGACACCACUCUUCUUUGCCGUAUAUCGAGUAAUGAGCUAGGGCACGUGAUCUUGACAUCCAUGAGACCACCUCUCGUGGCAGCGUGGGUGGCACCGUCACCAGAGAAGAGUCCCCGAUCGAUUGCAGGCUCCUAAACGCAUUUCUCUUGCUCUGAUACCAAGCGGUGCUCCAAUUCACGCAGUUUCAAGGAGAGCUGUGCACUGUAUGCAUGCAUGUUGAACUUCUUUCGCACCGUACGUAGCCCAAGGUGCUAAUCUACCAUCGUCCGAUUAAGGCUCUCGCGAGAUAGGCUAGGCCAAAUUAAACGACCGCCCAACAUUUUACAGGGUGGUUUUUUAAAUUUAAUUUGUGAAUUGUAACAGGCUAUUGCGAUGAACCCACGACUCGCCUGCAUAAACCACCAAGGCUGCUGCGUUGUUAAUAUGACACCGGACCUUUGUAAAUUGUAUUCACUGAAUGUUCCAGUGCAAGUUAAAGUGUCUCCCUGUGCUCAAGUGAGCAAUGAUCGUGUGCCACACGUCUCUCUGUUCCUCUGGUUGGGGGGAGGGGGGGUCACUCUUCAGAGGACGACCGAUGCUGACCAUUCACAAGUGGCACUCAUUGCACGGACGCCAUCGGCAGGAUCGCCGUUGUUUUAACAUUUUGUGGUUUUACUCUCCAACACACCGGUGGGCUGAAGUAGUAACAAUUUAGUACGUUUUGUUUACGUGACAAAUCGUACUGAUUGGCUGUGUCGGGUGGUAGCGGGUUAACGACACAUUUAUACUUACGCAAUCUCACCCAAAAAACCUUUCUUGUGAAUAAUAUUGUUCGCGAAAGCCUCCUACGUGUCAAACAGGAUAGGCAGAUCUUAAAUUGAAGCUUUCGUGACUGCAGGAAUCCAUACUCUUUGGUUCUUUCGGUAAAGUCACGUAGGUAUAAAAUAAAAUAAAUCACGACGUGACUUUACCGAAAGAACCAAAGAGUUAGGAUGGCCAUAGUUGGACCCUUAUCUAGAAUUUGAAGUUGUUACCCUUUUCAUCGUAAGUUCAGUCACUUUGAUAAUGGCAUCAGCCAUCUGUGAGCAUUAACGACAGAAGUGGCAGGACUGUGAAUUGAGGUCCGGUGGUUUUAGCCAUUGUCAGCGCCUCUCCACGUGAGUUCAAGCCGCGUGAAAAUACUAAAGACGAAACCUCAAUGCCCGUCGUAUGGCCACCACAGUAAUCGCUUUUGCAAGAGGCACCGAUGUGCCAAUCGUUGCUUUGAAACAAAAUACCAUUUUGUCGUGGGAAAAUAUUGAAUACUUUUUAAAGUUCUGAUUUGGAAUUUGAAACGAGGCGCUGUGGCCUGUUCUUGAGAGCGAUGUCACCAGGGGGUCCGGAUGCGUCACCGUGCAGCAGCAGCUGGUGCCUGGUGCAGUUUGGGGUCGUUUUCACGCGCCGUGUCCUGGGCGGGUGCAGGCAUAAAGCCAUUGGCUCUGCGAAGCUCGGCAAGAGCUGGCCGCCCGGCUAUCUGGGUAUCAUUUCUCUACACAGUAUCCCAAUACGCGCACAUUCAUGCAUUUGCUACGUACACACAUACACAAAGACAAAGAUCCCCCGUAUAGCCUGUAACAGACUGUUGGGGCAAGUGCUGUUUGAGAGCACCUGUGAUGGCCGACAGCACAUGACGGGGUGGGUGGCCAGUAUCUAUGCCUGUACACACAUACAUACACACAUACAUACAUACACACAUACAUACACAUACAUACACACAUACAUACACACAUACACAAGGGGCGCCACGACCUAUUUCAACGGGGGGGGGGGGGGGGGGGCUAUGCAAGAUACGACUGUGCCCCCUCCCUUGUUUCUCCCGACUCACUUUCACUGAAAUAGCUACCGAUGUUUUUAACCCUGUAUACAUUUACAUUUGACGGUAUUCCUAUUAAUAAACAAAAACGAUGUGGUGGUGCAAUGCUCACAAUUAACUUAUCGUGCGUCUUCAUUGCAUGCCGGCACCAUCGGUCGAGGAUUUCCUCAAAAGGGGGUGGUGGAUUGCGCAACUUCACGCUUGUUUCUUGCUACUAACGCCAGACGCGUUAAUCCGGCUUGAUCCACGGUAGCACCGGCUGUUGAUUUUGAACGAAUAUACAUUUUUUGUUAACACUCAUUUUGUCUUAACAUUGUUUUUGUACUUUGUUCAUCUGUUCAUUCUGGGGCCCCUCGUUGCCAACUGGGCCCCUAUGCGUCGAAUAUCGCUGCCACAUCCCCCUAUCGUGGUUGCGUCCCUGCACAUGCACACAUCACGUUCACGUGAUCCAAGUGAAUGAGUCCAGUGAGAUGACACAUCUUGCUUUUAUGUUCAGCUUUGGGGGUUGGGAAAUCUAAAUAGGCGUACGUCGCAUUCAAAUUAAUUUCACAUGAUGUCAGCGUGUCGAGUGAUGUGGUGUCCUGUAUUUUUACAUCCGUUGCCCGCGGAACAACAUGCACUGUGUGCAUGCAAAACAACGCAGGGGAUUAAUUGAAAGAGCGAGAUGUUGCAGCCCAAGCUGGGCUCUUCGUCGUCGACGUGCGCUGUCCCCACCGUUCUGUUCACAUGAUCCCAGGAACUUGACGUUUACUCUACCGCCCAGUGAACAGUACCUCAAACUCGUCGUUAAUUAUAAAUAAUAAUACUUUUUUUCAGUUAUACCGAGCUAAAUUCCCCAGCAACUUGCAUCACGUGACAUCUCAAACAUUCGAAGGGCACCACCCCCCAGUGGCUGGCAGCUGUCCCUCUGUGUGGCACACGGCGACUGAGCGCCGGCCUGCAAAAGGGAGCACGUACCUGCCAGUAGUGGGCUAAGAUUGUGAUGUGUAAAUCUCAAUUUGGUUUUAAUUUGAAAAGUUUGGACCAUAACGCCAGCACACAAUGGCCUUCUCGUUUUGAGUCAGAGGAUAGCCAACCACGAUCUCCCGAUUAACUAUCGUGAAUGUCAACUGGUAAGGUUCACGUCCACUAUGUUUGAUACGCACGCCGCGGUAUUAACCAGGGCGGGCUGCCGGAUUCGAACCGCGAACCUCUUGCUUCACAUGCGGCGAAUGCGCCACCGCCGAGCCGCUGUGCGAGCGAGGUGACUGUCGGUGUCUAUAAACGUUGUGCUCAAUCGGCGUGCAACUCUGCGUGACAUUUUUCACAGCAGUGGCAUCAAAACAGCUGUCGCAAGAACCAGCAAAGUGAUGUGCGAUGCAUGCCGUGGUUUUUACCUCGAGCGGUGGUGCCCCGCGUGAAGAUAGUUGCAAUAUUUACUCAACGCGCACUGGCAGUAUAUAUAUACAUAAUUGUGUGUUUCAUCCUGAACUGCGAUUCUCCCCGAUGCUAUAAUUGAAGGAUUUGUGAUUGCUGAUGUCGCGUGUGCAGCACCAGCUGGCUCUGUCGAUGCCGAGGUGUCGUGGUUGGCGUGGCCGCUGAGACACUGAGCACGAGCUCAGUGUUGGCACUCUUUGUCGAGCACGGUGGGCUACGUACGGUGCGAGAGAACCUCGACGCAGUAUGUGCGCGCAAUAUUUGAGGCUCGUUUGACUUUGGCAAUGGCGUGGUUAUUUAUCAGAGCUGUAAAAAUUCGUACAUUCGCAUCUGUGCUCCCGUUCACAUGAUUCAGUGGCACGUCGAUUUAACGUUUAUAAACGUUGGCAGUGUUGGGUUUUUUUCCGUAUAAUUAAAGGUUUGUUGCUAGCAGGCUGUAAAUUUAUUCCAUGUAAUGGAAAUAUCUCAUAAUUAUUCUUAUAGGAGGUGUUUGCAACAAUAUAUUUUUUGCCAAAGCAUAAUACAUAGCUGGCGAGUAGGGGCUAACGGCUUGCCUGGCUAUUUUGAUCUCCCCCAGUGAUAAUGUCCACACACUGCACCAGGUGGUCAUUUGAGGCUGUCUCUUUUGCGGAGGGCCCACGGCUUGUCGAGAUACCACUCUGUCACUGAUAUUAUCCACGGACGGGAGUUAAACUCAGGUGUCCAGAGAUCAUCAGCAAAGUGUGCUGCUACACGUUACGUCACCGUCAACCCCAAACAAAAUGGCGCACACACGCAGACGCACAGCACAGCUAAAAGACUUCACGUCGAAUGAUCUACUUGUGCCUCGGGAAUGAGAGGGCAAAACAGGCACGAAGCGAUCUUGCGUUCACAGUUGGAGAUGUGUGUAAAUUCUGAUCAAAAGCUGGUGAACUCAGCUACAAAUAAACGAUAAACAAUUUUUACUUUACCAAGAAAGGCACGAUGAGCUAUAUAGCUCUUUUUCAGAAGCGACCUGGCCACAAAUGAUAGCUCAACGAAGUGGCUUGUCACGUGGAAAUGUAUAGCAGUCAAAUACUCUAAACGCAUGUUGCUACUAAAUGUGGUUGGAAAAACUCGAGGACCCGGAGAAAAAUCCACGCGACCACCGAGACAGAGACACGCAACUCCAAAUAUAAAGCAGGCGUCGGGGUCGAACCCAAACUCAAGUGGUGUUUGUAACUCAUAAACACAUUGGUUUGUGUGUGUGGCUGAGGAUAUGGAUACGUGACGAGUGGAUGGUAAGGCUCAUUGACUGAGCAAAGCAUUUCCUGCCAAACAUACAAUUAACUCUAAAUCCAUCCCACCUUUGAAUCUUAAAUCAGGUUUCUUGCACAAAGAUAUAUUGAGGUGGUGCUUAUUUCCUGCUUACAGCCCAGAGCCAGUGGUGGAAAUUCUUCAUUCCUAUGGCUGGAGCGAGCCUAUCGAUAGGGCAACCACUGCUGAGUUCACAAAGUGGUACUCAUUGUAUUUACCAUGGGAAGCUGAUAGGCUGAGUCAAGACUGGGUUUGAAGAAAACAAACAAACGAAGGCGUACUCACUUUACCAGUGCACUCUCCCUCGUCUCGGCAUGCUCUCUCCACUCUCUAGGACAGUAAAUCCCAUCCAUGGCUACAGGCUGAUAACACAAAUAUUGUCUACAAUGCGGGUGGUGGUGGGGGGGGGGGUUGUUAUUGUGUUUGGGAGUAAAAAAAAAACAACCCUUAACGAACAAAACAUGUUUUUUUUAAGUUUAACAAGAGGCAAUUCUGUUUCUGGGGAGAUUUAGUGCUAUACCAUGCAUGCAUAUAUCCAUAUGUGUGCACACAUACAAACAUGUAAAACGGUUUAGAAUACGGUGUAGCAUGACCUCUUUAGCUCAUGGGCCACCCAGCGGUUGGUUUUGACUUUACUUUGUCUCGUCAGCGAAGAGCAGCCCGUAAAAAAAAUGCCACUAAGAAGUGGCAGAAUGCCAUUUUAAUGCAAAUGUCUCCUAAGAAUCACCCGGAGAUAUCGAAUAUGAAAGCCAAGUGGAGGCAAAGUGUCUCCCUGCUCAAACGAGCAACGAGGCGUCAUUCGCCACCUUCUGUGGCCCUCAGCCAGUGGUGGAAACUCCACAUUCCCCUGGACGAGGCUGGUCUCUCCAUGACACGAUCACUUUUGUUGGCGUUCCACAAAGUUGUACUCGUUUUUAAUGACCGCGGGAAUCGCACGCUUGAGUCGGCCCCCCAACCGGGAUUUGAACUUGUGACCUUGCAAUUGUGAUUCAGCAACUCGAUGCGUUUACGACAUUUUUUUUCUUUCAGUGGCUUUAUUCAAACUUGUCAAUUUCAUCUCCUCACAAAGCAAAACAUGUACUUCGAACUGUAUGUUUGUGUGGGCGCACGGCAACAGAUACGCGUACUCGCACUGAACCUUUGCGUCGUACUUAACGGCCGCCAGAGGAGAGUGCUGUUUGUGAUUUUGGAGAAGAGAUUUGGCGAGCCGGCGGUACGAAAACUUUUGCAUCCUGUGGCGGGACCCCGACGUUACGUUGCCAGGAGUGAGGUCCAACCGUUGUACCAAUGUUGCAUUGAUUUUUCUGGUGUACGGGACAUCGUGUAUGGCAUUCAUUAGCUUCACUUGUACAUAGCAGUGGAUGUUGAAUACUGUAAUAUAGAGACGACACGGAACAUUGCACUGGCGUGUCAUC